Molecule: messenger RNA, 2480 nt
Organism: Dreissena polymorpha
Lineage: Eukaryota; Metazoa; Mollusca; Bivalvia; Myida; Dreissenidae
Product: T-box transcription factor T homolog 1-like
Exons: 7
Coding region: 215-1453 (412 amino acids)
Biological process (GO): regulation of transcription by RNA polymerase II; positive regulation of DNA-templated transcription; mesoderm formation
Cellular component (GO): nucleus
Molecular function (GO): DNA-binding transcription factor activity, RNA polymerase II-specific; RNA polymerase II cis-regulatory region sequence-specific DNA binding
Source: RefSeq, a predicted model, not a curated record
AAUUGUUACACAUUGCUGUUGAGAGAAAAUUAAACUCUGAAUUGUAAACUUGAAUUUAUAACAAUUUAACAAGUUAUUUGUGUUCGGACAAUUCAGCACAUUUAUGUGACUUCAAAUAAAUAAUAACACAGCGAAAUUAUCAUCGGGAUAUCAAAUCUUUUCGUGGGUCCGGAAAAAUAAAGGACUUUCAACACCCACGAUAUUAAUUUAAAGUAUGAAAAAUCAGGCGAUGAAUUUAAAUCACUUGCUGGAUAUCGAGGACGCGACUUCCGGUGACGGCGGAGGCGGUGUCAAGAUAGAAGCAUUCGAAGCAAAAUGUGCCGUCAAGUUGGAGGAACGAGAACUAUGGACCAAGUUCAAGGAAUACACGAACGAGAUGAUUGUCACCAAAAAUGGAAGGCGCAUGUUCCCGGUGUUCAAGGCGAGUAUCAGCGGGCUCGACCCGAACGCCAUGUACUCGAUCCUGCUCGACUUUGUGCAGGUGGACGCGCACCGCUGGAAGUACGUGAAUGGCGAGUGGGUGGCCGGCGGGAAGGCGGAACCCAGCGUCCCCAACUGCGUAUACGUACAUCCGGACAGCCCAAACUUCGGCAGCCACUGGAUGAAGGAGCCCAUCUCCUUCUCCAAGGUCAAACUGACCAAUAAGAUGAACGGCGGAGGACAGAUCAUGCUCAACUCGCUGCACAAGUAUGAGCCCCGGCUUCACGUUGUAAAGGUGACGACAAACGCCCAAAAGAAGCGGAUCAGCAGCUUCAACUUCCCAGAGACGCAGUUUAUAGCGGUCACCGCGUACCAGAACGAGGAGAUCACCGCACUGAAGAUUAAACAUAACCCGUUUGCAAAGGCAUUCCUGGACGCCAAAGAAAGACCGGAACAAAGAGAUUUUUUAGAAGAAAACUUGGACAACCAACAACGCUCCCUAUCACACUUGACGGGAACGUGGUACAUGCCUCCUGGUGGUGGUUUAUUUCCGCCCCCAGCUCACCAGUUUGCCAACACCCUCGGCCUCGCCAACCCGCACUGCGACCGCCUCUCCUUCCGGAACUCUCGGCACGCACCAUACCCGCAUCCCUACCAACGGCGCUCACCUCCUAACACGAUAUCCCGGGACAUGAGCCAGAAUCUGCCGAUGCUGAACAUCGCCGACAACUGGAGCCAGUUCACGAGCACCGCCGGCAUGCUCAACUGCAACUCCGGCUCCCAGCCUCAGUACGGUAUGUGGAUGGGCUCCGCUAUGCCGGGAAACAUCUCGCCCAAUCAGAACUGUUCUAUGCCGUAUCUGCGCAACGCCUCUUACUCGAUCCCGUCAUCCACAUCUAGUCAGAGUCACAUGACUUCCUCUUCCGGUCUGAUGGCGUUCGACCAGUGCGACAUCUCUAGUUUCGUGCCGACGCCCUCUCGAGACGUGUCCCGGAACAGCAAUUGGAGCCCGCUAACUCCGCCCCCUAUAUGAAGUGCGAAAUGAAGGGCCACAACUGCCAACUGUGAUACUAGUGAAAAUUCGAGGACUUGGGAGAAAUGUCCCGUUUUUACCACGAUAUAGUGAAACCAAAUAUAAAACAAAGACACGACCUCGAUUGUUCUCUGGUGGGAGAAUAUUGUUGCGAGUGAAAUGGUUUGCAAGUGAGAACGCCGUGACUUCGGCUUAAAUAAAAGUUAAAAUGGGCUUUGGUACGGCACCAGACAGUCUAAACGAACAUUAUAGUCGUACAUGUUAAGAACUCGAUUUAUCUGAAGGAAAUUAGCAUCGUCUGGGAAAGGGACUUAAAGCACGUGGUAAAACUAAACAAGAUUUUCGAUAAGAAGGGACUUCCUGUUAACGAGAAAUGACACAAAAGCGGAAAGUCUCGUCCCUGAUGCGCACAUGCUUUAAGAUCCGUUUUCAUAGAGCGCGGCUCAAAUUUAGUCAUACUCUGAGAAAACUGGACUACACAGGCUUAUCAGGGACGACACUUUACGCACAUGCAUUAUGCCCAGUUUUCCUCAGACCACGACUCAAAUAUAUUAUAAAGUAUUUCUGUGACAUUUAAAUGUCUGUUAUAAAAUCUGGACAUAUCAAAUAUGAAAAUGACGUCAGAAUCGAGCGUCAUAGGCAGCCACUAUGCCUUAUGACAAACGUGCAUAUUAAGAAAACGUUAUAAAUGUGAUUAUAUAUGUUUUAUCAAUUUGUAUAUACUGUAUGUUCUUACCUGUAAUUAUGUGCUAUUUAAGAUUUGCAAUGACUAUGUUACUCGCAAACAUUUGUAUAUACUCUGUUAAUUAUGUACAUACAUAUUUAAUCAUUCGUUCAUGAAUGCAUUUUUGGAUAAUUGUAUAUACCUGUUUAAAUGUUGCAAUGAGUACACUUCAUGAGCCAAAGCAGAUUAUUUGAACAGUUAUUCUGAUUUUGUUCUAUCAGUGACGAAGUACGAGACGAUAUCAACAGUAUCAUGAAUCUCAUUUUUGUACAAAGUUACACAUUAAAAUCACCACACUUUAAA